Magnolia sinica is the source of this 2242-nucleotide messenger RNA. RefSeq names its product formate--tetrahydrofolate ligase. Bases 137 to 2047 code for a protein of 636 amino acids. The transcript is spliced from 5 exons. NCBI's taxonomy places the organism in Eukaryota, Viridiplantae, Streptophyta, Magnoliopsida, Magnoliales, Magnoliaceae. Gene Ontology annotation, molecular function: formate-tetrahydrofolate ligase activity; ATP binding. The record is from RefSeq and is a predicted model, not a curated record.
AGGUCUGCUACUUUUCUUUCCGAUAAAUUUCGAUUUUUUUUCUUUUUCUUUUUUGAAAAUUUCAGAAAGGAAGAAUCAGAGAUUGAAAGAUCGAAGAGAAUAGAUUGUAGAGGAGGAAGAUUGAACGAGAAAGGUAAUGGCGAGUUCGAAGACUCUGAGGAGAUUGGAGGUGGUGUCUCCAGUUCCAGCUGAUAUAGACAUUGCGAACUCAGUGGAGCCAUUCCACAUCUCGGAGAUUGCAAAAGAUCUUAAUCUCAGCCCCAAACACUACGAUCUUUAUGGCAAAUACAAGGCCAAGGUUCUUCUAUCUGUGAUCGAUGAGCUUAAAGGGUCUGGAGAUGGAUAUUAUGUUGUGGUUGGUGGGAUUACUCCAACCCCACUUGGAGAAGGGAAGUCUACUACUACUGUUGGUCUCUGUCAAGCCUUGGGUGCUUUUCUCGAUAAAAAGGUUGUCACCUGCCUUCGCCAACCUUCUCAAGGACCGACAUUUGGAAUCAAAGGAGGCGCCGCGGGUGGUGGUUACAGUCAAGUGAUCCCAAUGGACGAAUUCAAUCUCCAUCUAACAGGCGAUAUCCAUGCAAUCACAGCCGCAAACAACCUUUUGGCUGCUGCCAUUGAUACACGGAUUUUCCAUGAGGCGUCCCAAUCAGACAAGGCUCUCUUCAACAGACUGUGCCCACCCAACAAAGAAGGCAAGCGGAGCUUUGCCAAUGUCAUGCUCAGACGCCUCAAGAAACUUGGGAUCUCGAAAACCAACCCUGACGAACUAGCACCCGAAGAAGUAAAGAAGUUUGCCAGGCUGGAUAUCAACCCAGAUUCCAUUACAUGGAGAAGAGUAAUGGAUGUCAACGACCGUUUCCUGAGGAAAAUUACGGUUGGGCAAGGUCCCGAAGAAAAAGGCAUGGUAAGAGAGACGGGAUUUGACAUAUCGGUUGCUAGUGAGAUCAUGGCAGUUUUAGCCCUUACGACUUCUCUUCCAGACAUGAGAGAGCGGCUUGGCAAAAUGGUGAUAGGAAAUAGCAGGGCUGGUGACCCGGUAACGGCAGAUGAUCUUGGCAUUGGAGGUGCUCUAACUGUCCUUAUGAAAGAUGCCAUUAACCCCACUCUGAUGCAGACUCUUGAGGGAACUCCCGUCCUUGUUCAUGCAGGUCCAUUUGCUAAUAUCGCUCAUGGGAAUUCUUCCAUCGUGGCCGAUAAGAUCGCGCUGAAGCUAGUGGGACCCGGUGGGUUUGUUGUCACAGAAGCAGGUUUUGGUGCUGAUAUUGGCACGGAGAAGUUCAUGAAUAUAAAAUGCAGAUAUAGUGGUUUAACGCCGCAAUGCGCUGUUAUUGUGGCGACGAUAAGAGCUUUGAAAAUGCAUGGGGGAGGGCCCGAGGUGGUUGCUGGAAAGCCUCUGGACCACGCAUACUUAUCUGAAAACGUUGCGCUUGUGGAAGCCGGCUGUGUGAAUUUGGCCAAGCAUAUUUCUAAUACAAAGGUUUAUGGAGUGAACGUUGUAGUAGCGGUGAAUAUGUUCUCAACUGAUUCCGAGGCUGAGCUGAAUGCGGUGAGAAAUGCAGCAUUGGCUGCUGGUGCUUUCGAUGCAGUCGUCUGUACUCUUCAUGCACAUGGAGGAAAGGGCGCAGUCGAUCUUGGUAUUGCAGUUCAGAAAGCAUGUGAGAAUCAGACACAGCCAAUGAAAUUUUUAUAUCCUUUAGACAUCAGCAUCAAAGAGAAGAUUGAAGCAAUCGCAAAGUCCUAUGGUGCUAGUGGUGUCGAGUACUCAGAACAGGCUGAGAAGCAGAUCGAGAUGUACAGCAAACAAGGUUUUUCCGGCCUACCCAUCUGCAUGGCGAAAACUCAGUAUUCAUUUUCGCAUGUUCCAUCUCAAAAGGGAGCACCCGCUGGAUUUGUCUUGCCAAUUAGAGAUGUCAGGGCCAGUAUUGGAGCUGGAUUCAUAUACCCGCUUGUUGGGACGAUGAGUACAAUGCCCGGUCUCCCGACACGGCCUUGCUUCUAUGACAUCGACAUUGACACUGCCACUGGAAGAGUUCUUGGUCUUUCUUGAUUUUUGUAGCUGUUCCUGGUCUCUGCUCUCUUCAGUUUUUAAAGGUCCUUUGUGUGAAGAACUGCAUGAGAAGGCUAAUAAGAGCUCGCCCCUUGCCAUGCGUUUGGGCAUCUUUGUUAUGUAUGCUUGCAAUAAAAGAAUUUCUGAAAAAUAAAAUUGUAUUUAGUGGGCCAUCUUCGGUAAAGUCGCUUUGCA